GAUGGCACCCUCCCGCAUCAUAUCCGCGAACCACGUCCGGACAUAAAAACGAACAUCUAUUUGCGGAUCAGCUUUGAAGAUGCCCCAAGAGUACAUUGUGGUCAUUAACUUGUGGUGGUUCUCCUCACCGACAGUGCUACUGUGGCCACAGCUAACCAAGGAUUUUUGCCCCAUGGCCAUCUCCUUAUACGCUCGUCUCUCAGCCUCAGUCCCUCACCUUGCUGCGCAGCGCCUGAGCUCUCUCUUUCUCACCUCGCUGGAGACCGCCUCGCCAGCAAGCCCCAGCUGGUACGUGGAGCGGCAUCACAACAGUGGCCAGAAGUUCGACAUGAGCACCAUGGCAACCAUGGCCAGAUUCUGGUGCUCGCUCCUGCUCCUGUGGCUCUGCUAUCUUGUCCUCUCUCCGGUGGACUCGUCGCCGGUUGCCAUCACGCACCUGCCCGGCUUCGACGGGCCACUCCCAUUCUCCCUCGAAACCGGGUAUGUGGAGGUGGACGAAAGCAAUGGUGCGCACCUUUUCUACUACUUCGUCGAGUCGGAGAAGGACCCCAAGGGAGACCCGCUGCUGCUGUGGAUGCAGGGUGGACCCGGCUGCUCCAGCCUCUCUGGCAUUCUCUACGAGAUGGGGCCCUUCCGGUUUGACAUCCAAGGGUACAGACGUGGACGCCCUACUUUGCUGUACCGACCGGAGACAUGGACCAAGGUCAGCAAUAUAAUCUUUAUUGAUAGUCCUAUUGGGUCUGGGUUCUCGUACGCCACAACUGAAGAAGGGUUCAAAUCUAGUGAUACCAAGGCAGUUAAAAUGCAAGUCGUCUUCCUCAAAAAGUGGUUGCAUGAGCACCCCCAGUUCCUCUCAAAUCCACUUUAUGUUGGUGGUGAAUCAUAUAUUGUUAUGAUCAUACCCAGUCUUGCCCUAGAAAUCCACUUAUCAAACAAGGAAUCUGGGGAAGAACCGCUUCUUAACCUCAAGGGGUACUUUGCCGGGAAUCCAAUGACUGACGACAGGUUUGACAGCGCUGGUACAAUCCGAUUUUUUCAUGGUAUGGCAAUACUAUCGGACGAACUUUACGAGUUUGCCAAGGAGAGCUGUGGAGGAAACUACAGUGAUCCACCCAAUGCGUUAUGUCGCGAGUCCAUCCAAGCUAUUGACAAUUGCACAAAAGAUAUCAACUUAUCCCACAUCCUGGAGCCCUCAUGUGAGAAGAUAUGGAGCCCUAGGAUUCAGCAAGCAACAGCAAGCAAUAAAACAAGCAGUGGGCUCAGGGUGGAGUCCUUGGCUGGUGAUGAUCUCAUGUUUCCCUUCAAGUGUAGAAGAGAUACCUACCAGCUAUCUUAUGUAUGGGCAAAUGAUGAAGGAGUAAGGGAGAGUCUUGGCAUUCGCCAGGGAACUAAGGGGGAAUGGAAAAGAUGUGCUCUCGACAUACCGUACACUAGAGAUAUAACAAGUACACUAGAGAUAUAACAAGUACACUAGAGAUUCAUUCGAGGCUACGUAGAGAAGGAUAUCCAGCACUGAUAUACAAUGGCGACCAUGAUAGCGUGUUUUCGUUCGUUGGCACUCAAGCAUGGAUAAGAUCUCUUAACCUGUUUAUCACAGAUGACUGGAGACCAUGGUAUGUUGAUGGCCAGGUUGCAGGAUUCACAACAAGUUACUCAACUAACCUAACGUAUGCAACUGUGAAGGGGGCUGGGCAUACUACUCCAGAGUACAAGCCCAAGGAGUGCCUCGCGAUGUUCGCCAAGUGGCUUUCGGGUGAACCUCUAUGAAGGAAGGACGACCUUUGUUUGGAUGAGCGAGUGUCAGUGCCUAUUUGUCGCAUCUAACUAAAUACUCUCUCCGUCCCAAAAUAAGUGUUAUUUUUGGAUGGAGGAAGUAUGAAAUAAACAAGGUUCCUAAAUAGAACCACACAUUGCUCGCUUUCUUGGAUGUACACCCCUUGCACAAUUUGAGUACCUUAUGUUAUG
Molecule: messenger RNA, 1965 nt
Organism: Triticum aestivum (bread wheat)
Lineage: Eukaryota; Viridiplantae; Streptophyta; Magnoliopsida; Poales; Poaceae
Product: serine carboxypeptidase-like 18
Exons: 14
Coding region: 80-1462 (460 amino acids)
Biological process (GO): proteolysis; secondary metabolic process
Molecular function (GO): acyltransferase activity, transferring groups other than amino-acyl groups; serine-type carboxypeptidase activity
Source: RefSeq, a predicted model, not a curated record